UACAAUGUUAAAAUACAUACCUAUAAGUGAGUUAACUGUGUAAAUAAGUGGAUUAAAAAACGAAGAUCAAAAUGACAGACAGGAAAAGUGUGUUUACACCAUUUGUGAAACAGUGUCUGGUGGCGGCGGCAGUCAGCAUCAAUAUGGUAGGAUGUGGUGCGUUCUUCGGCUUCCCAGGAAUCCUUUUGCCACAGCUGCAGUCAGGGUCUCUCAUCAGCAUGACUGUGAACCAGGCAUCUUGGCUAGCUUCUGUGGGUUCAAUUCCAAUGAUCUUCGGCAACUUCCUCGUCCCUCCAAUAAUGACGUAUGCAGGACGUAAAAAGGCGAUUUACUGCGUGAUCCUGAUUCUGAUUGUGAGCUGGUUCACCCUAUGUCUCGCUACUAGCUAUGAGUGGUUGCUAAUAGGCAGAAUGCUCCAAGGCUUCUCGUUUGGAAUGUUCAUGCCACUCCGCUCCAUCUACAUUGGAGAAUGCUGCAGCCCACGCUACAGAGCUGGUUUCCUUUCCACCACCAGCCUCGCAAUGGCUCUUGGGCUAUGCUUCGUUCACCUCACCGGAUCACUCCUCACCUACCAAAUUACGGCUCUUUGCUGCUUAUCAUUUCCCUUCAUCAGCCUCCUCAUCAUGAUCUAUUCACCGGAGUCACCAAGUUGGCUGGCCACCCGAGGAAAAUACGACAAAUGCAGAAAUAACUUCAUAUGGUUGAGAGGAAAGGAGGAAGUAUCAGAAAUAGACAAGCUGAUAGAAAAAUUAAAGCUUUUAGAUGAGCAACAAAAUGAUCAGAAGAACAAAUUCAGACAGGUGAUCACGGUUGUGAAGAAAAAAGAAUUCUUUAAGCCAGUUUUGCUCAUGUCAGCCUUGUUUAUUAUGCAAACUUGUUCCGGAGGAGCAAUAAUGGGAGUUUACGCAGUCACGGUAUUAGGUUUACUGAUGGGUCCCGAAGUUAACGUACAUUUCUGCAUGGUGGCCUUCGAUUUCGUGAGACUCUUCGCUGGUUGUGCUGCUAUUUAUCUGAUUAACAAAGUGAGGAGACGAAGAAUGCUGUUUGUGAUGGGAGUUCUAAACGGUGGUAGCCAGCUGUUGAUUGGUGCCUACGUAUUCGCUAAAACUAAGGGUUAUUUGCCAUUUGAUUCUUUGUGGAUACCUGGUGUGUUGGUCAGUGUUCAAAUGAUGACUGUGUCUUUAGGAAUGCAGCCGUUGCCAGCGGUGAUAGCGGGUGAAGUGUUUCCAUUGCAGCACAAGGGUCUGGCAGGAAGCAUUGGUCUUGUGACGCAGUGUUUGUCCACACUUAUGGUUCUGAAGACUUUUCCUGGUCUGGUUUCUUCCUUGAGUCUGGAAGGAACGUAUGCCGUGUGCUCAGGGGUAAUAGCGUCAUGUCUUGCUGUAGCUUGGAUGCUGCUACCAGAGACUAGUGGCAAGACUCUCCAGCAAAUCGAAGAUCACUUCAAAGGGACUCUGAUUUCGAACCCUGAGGCUAGGGAGUUAACGCCUUUGAAUAAAAAGCUGAAUGGUGUAGAUAUACAAGACACUGCGCUCACAUACACUGUAGAUAACGUUAGGGAAAAGGAACCAUUAAAAGAACUGUAUGAAGAAUUGUCUAAUGGAAAAUCAGUUCAUUCAAAAUGUAAAUAAAAUUCGGAAACAUAAUUAAAUUAUACUAUUUAUUUUAAAUAGACAGCAACC
This is a messenger RNA of Leguminivora glycinivorella, 1682 nucleotides long. RefSeq names its product facilitated trehalose transporter Tret1-like. Gene Ontology annotation, cellular component: membrane. The coding region runs from base 72 to 1631 and encodes 519 amino acids. The transcript has 5 exons. Gene Ontology annotation, biological process: transmembrane transport. Lineage: Eukaryota; Metazoa; Arthropoda; Insecta; Lepidoptera; Tortricidae. The record is from RefSeq and is a predicted model, not a curated record. Gene Ontology annotation, molecular function: transmembrane transporter activity.